GCUCUGGAACCGUUUCUGAAGAAGUCGCUCAGAGGGACAUGUAUCUGAUAUCCACCUCUCAUGCUCCCGACUGAUCCACGCUCACCUUCCCACCCGGCGAACCACAGAUAGAGGCUGCGAGGCGCACCGUCCGACGCACAACGAGUUCUCCACUCACUUCGUCUACGUUUCUCAGCAUGGCGGGACUCGCGUGUUGGAAGUAUUACCUCUGGAUCUUUAUUUUAAUGUGCAGGUCCGCCUUACCCGCGGCCAAAACGCUGGAGACCAUCAUCUGGAGCUCACAGAACACCAAGUUCCUGCCUGGAAAAGGCCUGGUAAUCUACCCUGACAUCGGGGACAAGUUGGACAUCAUUUGUCCCAAAGCGGACCAAGGCAGAGACUAUGAGUUCUACAAGCUGUACCUGGUGAAGAGGGAGCAGGCGGAGAGCUGCAGUACAGUUCUCGACCCUAAUGUCCUGGUCAACUGCAACAAACCAGAGAAGGACAUCAAGUUCACCAUCAAAUUCCAGGAGUUCAGCCCCAACUACAUGGGCCUGGAGUUCAAGAAGAACGUCAACUACUACAUCACAUCAACUUCCAAUGGCACAGUUGAGGGCCUGGAGAACCGUGAGGGAGGCGUGUGCAGGAGCCGAGCCAUGAAAGUCAUCAUGAAAGUCGGACAAGUUCCCAAUGCAGCAAACCCUGCAGCGCCAGACGCUCCGGAAAACAACGCCAUACCAGAGUCAAGUCCGGGUCCCCCCGACCAAGGUCGCAAGGAUCCCGUGAUGCCUGGAAAUUCUGACCACAUGAAUCAGGACCAGGGUUCCUCGUCAAACACAGACGGCAUCUUUGGGUCCAGAGUGGCCGUGUUCUCUGCCAUCGUGGCCGGCUGCGUCAUCUUCCUCCUGCUCAUCCUACUCCUCAUCAUUCUGCUCAUCAAGAUGCGCAAGCGGGCGAGGAAAAACACCCACUCUCAGCCCCGCCCCUCCGCACUAUCACUCAGCACGCUGUCCAAUCCCAAGCUACCCGGGGGCACAGCUGGCACUGAGCCCAGUGACAUCAUCAUUCCGCUGCGGACAGAGAACAACUAUUGCCCUCACUAUGAGAAGGUGAGCGGCGACUAUGGCCACCCCGUCUACAUCGUCCAGGAGAUGCCCCCACAGAGCCCCGCCAACAUCUACUACAAGGUCUGACAGGCUCUGCACAGCCAGCGAUUCAACCAGGAGCGAGGAAGGAGGAGCGCUUGAUUUAUGUUCCUGGGAAGAUCACCUUCCUUUGCAUUCUGGGACCUGAUGCUUUUUCAAGCCCUUGUUAUUUCUACCACCUGCUGCACAAAUCUGGAGAGACACGCACUGACCAGUUCCUUGUCUGGGUUGUGAGCUGACUGAUGAGAGGUUUAUUUUGUUUGUUUGGUUUGACUAAAAAAAAAAUAAAAAAAACCCUCACCCUCCUCCUUCUCCUCCUCCUCCUCUUACCCUCACCCUCACCCCUCCAAAACUUCUCCUCCCCCCCUCCCCCUGUUGUGCACCAACGGAGAACAGGGCUGGAGCAAAUCAACAGAUGGAACUUUAGCUUCCUGGUUUGCUGUCCGCUUUAAUGGGCAGAAUAUAACUUAUCUCCGUUCCCUCCAGUACAGUCUGUGCUACACCCAAUUAAACACACCACCCUAGCACACCAGCAAGAAACAGGCAGACACAGGCCCCCGAACGCCACUCAGCCUGCAGUCCGUGUGCAGGCGUAGAUGUGCGUCCGCGAAUGUGUGUGUGCAUGAGUGCAUGUCGGUGCGUGUGAGUGUGCUCGUCAUGGCUCAGUGCUGGACCAGGAAACUCUCCAGAUAGCUCAGGUAUUAGACACAGUGUGUGAAAUGAUGUGCUCCUCUCCCUUCGCACCUCUGAUGUUUGCCUUACUUAACUAUUUUUGAUGGAGGAUUUCCACGAACCCUGAGUCAGUUCACAAAGCAGUUGUAUUUUGUUAAACUUUUCCUACAAGUGCACAAUGUAUAGAAUUUAAUAGAUGGUCAUUACUAGACCCUUCAUCCUUUCACUAGCCAUGUCAUCAACUUCCCCCGCCAAAAAGAAUCAUCUCGUUGCCCCCCUUAAAGGUGUGUGUGUGUGUGUGUGUGUUUAUAUGCUAACCUCCCUCCUCCGCUGUCCUGAUGACAGCUUUACCAGUUACUUUGGUAUUUAUGACCUACUUGUGUCCUCUGGGUGUGUGUUUGGACAUGUCUUGUCUUGUGUGGUAUCCAGGCAGACUGAUUUCUUUAGGGGGCGGGGCAUUAGGUUACUGUACGACGGACUGCAAACAGGCAAAUACUGGUGGCACAGAUUUGCGGCGCAGUAAUGAAACGGUGAUCAAACAUGGCUGCGGUGAUUUGGUGCUCGUUAGCCUAAAGACAACGAGUGGCCCGCGUGUACCAGAUGAACGGCUGAACAUUGGGAUGCAUUACUGUCAGAUGCCAAUUUGCUGCCAUCUGUAAAUGAGUCGGUGGAGUCGGCAGUCCGUGAUGUCACCAGCAUGUGAUUCAUCUGUGUGCCAUCAGGGCAGAGAGAGAGAGACAGAGAGACAGAGAGAGAGAGAGAGAAAAUGUUCCUGUGACUUGGCUUCAACUUUAAAGCAAGAUGGCAACAGAGGGGAGAAAUGGCGAGGGUGGGGGUGAGGGUGGGGGCGCGGGGGGGGCAGUGCAGUUUAGCAUUCAAUUUUCCAUCCGCUCACUAGUUGUGCUGUGAAUAAAAAUGCUGUGCCGAGUUUUCCUCAGUCAAGGUGUUAAGGCAGCGAGGACGCUGCAGCUCAGCUAUCACCCAGUCCAGGGCAGAGACCGUGGGGCAGAUUUACUGCAGCUGGAUGUUAGCACACACACACACAUGUGUGUACAGUGAGCUCUGCCUGUAGCUGGAUGAUUGGAUCUCUGUGUGUUUUUUUUUUUUUUUUGCUUAUAUUUGCAGUUUUUCUCUCUGCGUUUGCACUGUAAGAAGCAUCGCAGUCACAUGACGGUGUGUGUGUGUGAGAGAGAGAUAAACUGUUGUUUCAUGAACAUGUUCUCACACACACACAUAUACACACAGGCACACACACACGUCCAGGUUGAUCUCUCCAGACAUAAGGUCAGGCUGUGGCUGAUCCACUGGCGGAGAAUGACCGAUCGUCGGCUGCCACAAACGAUUGUCGUUCGCAGAUUUACAUUGCUGAGAUAAAAGGCAGUCCAGCUUGAAGACUCUGGGAAGACUCCAAUGGCUUUUGCGUGUCGUUAAAUUUAGAGUUAACAGCCUAAACAGCUGCUCGUGCUUUUGUGGUCCUGCGUUUUAACUCAGCAUGCAGCCCCUCGGCGGCUCUCUGUGAAACACAUCCAGAUCAAAUAUUUUUGUUUCACAUGGCUUCACAUCCGUUCACUUAAACCAGCCAAGGGAGUCGUUACCAAAUUAUCACCAACCAUAUCUCAUUCUCGUUCAUUCUUCAGACCACUUUUUAAAAUUCAGAUUCCGGGGCGGGAGGCGGAGAUAGAAAACAAUAAGAAGAGAUAUCAGAAGUAAAAAAAACAAAAAAUGUAAAUACAUGGAUUUUGAGCCCAUUUUAUGAUGUAAUUUCACCUGAACACUGCUCAUAAUAAAAAAAAUUUAAAAUUAGAUUUUUGUAAUGGAGGAAAGUUUGUAAAUAGCUGUCUUUUUUAAAAAAGGGUGUUUUGUAAGAAUUCUUGCAUUUUUGUCUGUGUUUGCAAUAUGUCUUUAUUUUAUUUUCUUUUUAGACCUAAACGGAAUAUUGCAACGGACACAGAGGCUGUCUCUUUUCACAGUGUCCAGUAUUGUCAAGAAACUUUGUUA
Molecule: messenger RNA, 3794 nt
Organism: Cynoglossus semilaevis (tongue sole)
Lineage: Eukaryota; Metazoa; Chordata; Actinopteri; Pleuronectiformes; Cynoglossidae
Gene: efnb1
Product: ephrin-B1
Exons: 5
Coding region: 177-1172 (331 amino acids)
Biological process (GO): ephrin receptor signaling pathway; axon guidance
Cellular component (GO): plasma membrane
Molecular function (GO): ephrin receptor binding
Source: RefSeq, a predicted model, not a curated record